AUGGAUGCAAAAUGCAGAGCAGUUCCUGCCCCUUGGCUCAAAAUGUCAGCAACUCUGGAGAAGGCACUUAUCUUUGAUCAGUGUUCGCAGGGAUUUGGCUCACUUGAGGAGUCCUGUCCCCUUGAGAAGCAGGCCCUAGACGUCCUACCUGGAGAGAGACAGGACUGGAUGUGGGUACAUGACUCUCCUAACAGAGAGGCCACAGAAGUGAGGAGAGAUGGAGAGCGAGAUCUGGAUGGAGAACAGGCUUUAUCCAGUGCCCAGGAAGGGCAGAGAUUGGCACGUGAGAAGAUUUUGGCAUCAACCUUGGAUUCACCAGUUACCCAACAGUGGCCCACAGUCAUCCAGCCUGAAAAUGUCAUUCCCUUUUCUUGGGUCCUGCAAAAGAGAGGUGGGGAGCUAGCAGUCAUCCUGUUUAUGGGGGGCAGUUCAGUAGAAAAUGAGCUAGGGCAUGCAUCUGCUUCCCCUGCAUCUGCCUCGGAUUGUGUGAAUUGUCAAGGAGACAGGACACAGGAAGAGGUACCGUUGAUAAACUAUCCCCAGGAGCUGGUGAUGUUUGAAGACAUAGCUGUGUAUUUUACCCAGAAGGAGUGGAUGUGUUUGAUCCCUGCUCAGAGGGACCUCUAUAGGAAUGUGAUGCUGGAGAAUUAUGAGAAUUUGCUUUCUCUAGGAGCAUUCCUAUUUCCCAAACCUGCCGUGAUCUCCCAGCUGGAGCAAGGUCAGGAAUCCUAUGUUCUUGAUCUACAGGGAGGUGACUUAAGAGGGACUCCAAGAAGCUCCUGUGCAGUGUCAAGUGUUAAGACUAAGAUUGGGGGUGAGGAAUCAACUGAGAAACUUGAAAAACUAAGUUUUGGAAAUGAGGAGUCACACUGGGUCAUCCGGAAAAAUGCCCAGAAGAAUCAUUGUGGAAAACCCACAGGAGAAACAGUGAAAAUUAAGACUGGAAAUUCUGGGGAGGUGAAUGACAGAGCUAAGAAAAUUCUGAUGGACGUGUCAGAACGAAAGGGUAAAGAUUUAGAGGAAAAUUUACAUAUAAGCUCAGAAUAUCUCAUGUACAAGAGAGUUCCUAAUGAGCACAGUUUCUGUGAAUGUAGUGCAGGUCAUGAAAAUGUCUGUUGGCAGUCAGACCUCAUUCUCUAUGAUAAAAUGCAUACCAAAGAGAAACCUUGUGAAUGUGAUGAAUGUGGAAGAGCUUUCAGGGUGACCUCAGCCCUCACCCUACAUAAAAGAAUCCACAGUGGUGAGAAGCCUUACGCAUGUGAAGAGUGUGGGAAGGCCUUCAGCCAGAGCUCUGCCCUAACCCAGCACAAAAGAAUCCACAGUGGAGAGAAACCAUAUAUGUGUGACCAGUGCCACAAAGCCUUCAAUGGGAGCUCAGAUCUUAUUAAACACAAGAGAAUUCACACUGGAGAGAAACCUUAUGAAUGUGGGGACUGUGGGAAAUCCUUCAGGAAUAUCUCAGCCCUCACUGAACACCACCGAAUCCACACUGGAGAAAAGCCUUUUGAAUGUAAUGAAUGCUGGAAAGCCUUCAGUAGCAGGUCGGCCCUUUCUCAGCAUAAAGGAAUUCACAAUGGAGGGAAACCUUAUAAAUGCGGUGACUGUGGGAAAGCCUUCAAGACCAGGAACUGCCUUACCAUGCACCAAAAAAUCCACACUGGGGAGAAGCCUUAUGAAUGUACUGAGUGUGGCAAGGCCUUCCAGUUUAGGCACUGUCUUACUGUCCAUCAGAGAAUCCACACUGGAGAGAAACCCUAUGAAUGUGCAGAAUGUGGGAAGGCCUUCAGUGGGAGUUCAGACCUCACCAAACACAAGAGGAUCCACACUGGAGAAAAACCCUACCAGUGUGCUGAGUGUGGGAAGGCUUUCAGUUGCAGCUCUGACCUUACCAAACAUAAAAUAAUUCACACUGGGGAGAAACCAUAUAGUUGUCUCCAGUGUGGGAAGGCCUUUGGUGGGAAGUCAGAUCUUACCAAACACAAACGAAUCCACACUGGGGAGAAGCCUUAUGAGUGUCAAGAGUGUGGGAAAGUGUUUAGUUAUAGCUCAGGCCUUAGGCACCACAAAAAAGUCCAUACUGGGGAGAAACCCUUUAGAUGUAAUGAAUGUGGGAAGACCUUUCAUCAGAGCUCAGAACUUAAUGUACACGAAAGGGUCCACACGGGAGAAAAACCAUACAAGUGUGAAAAGUGUGGGAAAGCUUUCAGAGUGAGUUCAGAUCUCAAUGGGCAUAAAAUAAGAAAGCAUACUGAGGAGAAACCCCCUGAAUAUGAAAGUGAAAAAUCAUUAAGUCCAGUGUCCUUUCCUCAGUCUCAUCCACACCUACCUACCUGCAGCAUUUGA
This is a messenger RNA of Cynocephalus volans (Philippine flying lemur), 2343 nucleotides long. Its product is annotated as zinc finger protein 737-like. The transcript is spliced from 6 exons. Gene Ontology annotation, biological process: regulation of DNA-templated transcription. NCBI's taxonomy places the organism in Eukaryota, Metazoa, Chordata, Mammalia, Dermoptera, Cynocephalidae. Bases 1 to 2343 code for a protein of 780 amino acids. The record is from RefSeq and is a predicted model, not a curated record.